GUGGUGUUUGGUCGGAAGCUUCCUGCCUUCUCCUCCAUAGCUCUGCAGCAGCUGCAGCAUGACAAGAAGUAUGACAUCUACUUCAUGGACGGGGAGGUGUAUGCUCUGUACAGGAAACUGCUGCAGCAUGAAUGCUUCCUGUGUCCAGAUGCAAAGCCCUUCAACACCUUUGCAGACCUGGAACAACACAUGAGGAAGCAGCAUGAGCUCUUCUGUUGCAAGCUGUGUGUCAAACAUCUAAAGAUUUUUACCUAUGAGAGGAAAUGGUAUUCCAGGAAGGACCUGGCCCGGCACAGGAUCCAUGGGGAUCCAGAUGACACCUCCCACCGCGGGCACCCCCUCUGCAAGUUCUGCGACGAGAGGUACCUAGAUAACGACGAGUUACUGAAACACCUCCGCAGGGAUCACUACUUCUGCCACUUCUGUGACUCUGAUGGGGCUCAGGAGUACUACAGUGACUACGAGUACCUGCGGGAGCACUUCCGCGAGAAGCACUUCCUGUGCGAGGAGGGGAGGUGCAGCACAGAGCAGUUCACACAUGCCUUCAGGACAGAGAUUGACUACAAGGCCCACAAAACUGCCUGUCACAGCAAGAGCAGGGCCGAGGCCAGGCAGAACCGCCACAUCGACCUCCAGUUCACGUAUGCUCCCCGGCACCAGCGCCGCACUGAGGGUGUUGUAGGUGCAGAGGACUAUGAAGAAGUUGACAGGUACAACAGGCAGGGGAGGACCAGCAGGUUGGGUGGCAGAGGGAACCAGCAGAACAGGAGAGGCAGCUGGAGGUACAAGAGGGAAGAAGAAGACAGGGAUGUUGCAGCAGCAGUCAGGGCAUCUGUGGCAGCCAAGAGGCAGGAGGAGAAGAAAAGGGUGGAGGACAGAGAGGAUGGCAGCAGCAGCAGCAGAGGGAAGAAGGAGGAUCUGAGGGAUCCUGAUGUGCUCAACUCCAAGCGUGUGCCAAAGCCUCCAAGCGAUGCCACAGAAGCAGCUGCUAACAGUGCUCUUAGCCAAGAUGACUUCCCAGCCAUUGGCUCAGCAGCAGGACCUCUCCAAGGCUCUGCUCAGCCAGCACUGGUUAAGCUUAAAGAAGAAGACUUCCCAAGCUUGUCGUCCUCUGCAGCUCCCACCAUCCCUUCUGGGUUGCCUCUGACAUAUACAGCCACUGCCAAGAAAGCAGCAUUCCAGGAAGAGGAUUUCCCAGCUCUGGUGUCCAAGAUGAAGCCCAACAACAAAACAAUAACCAACAUCACAUCUGCAUGGAACAAUGGUUCCAGUAAAAAUGUGGUCAAAGCCAUCAGCAGCCCCUGUGUCACCCAGGCAGCCAAGAAACCAGCCCUGAACACCUCCAAGGGCAGCAAGAAGAGCAAUAAACUCUGCCAGUCAGAUGAGGAAGACAGUGGCAGUGGUUUGACCACCCAGGAGAUCAGAAACACACCAACCAUGUUUGAUGUCUCCUCCUUGCUAGCAGCUUCUACCUCACAAACUUUUACUAAGGUGGGCAAGAAGAAGAAGGUAGGGGUGGAGAAGCAGAGACCAUCAUCCCCAAGGCUGUCCCAGGAGACACCAUUUCCUAGGUCAUCCCCAGAGAAGCCACUGGAAGCAGGGCAGCCAGCCAAGGUGUCCUCUGCUCCUCAUGGCCCUGACAGACCCACAGCUGUCAUGAAUGGGCACUCAGAAAAGUCCUCAGCAGUCUGUGGUGCACCCAAAGAGCCUCCAGGCCUUAAAAAGCCCCCAGUGACUAAUAAAUGCCCUUUACCUCAGGAAGACUUCCCAGCUCUUGGGAGCUCAGGAUCAGCCAGGAUGCCCCCACCACCAGGCUUUAACUCUGUGGUGCUGCUGAAGAACCCUCCUCCCCCCCCAGGCCUGGCAGUGCCUGUCAGCAAACCCCCCCCAGGCUUUGCUGUGAUUCCACCCCCCAACAUCCCCGAGCCUGGCACCACAGCUCUGAAAGAGCCAAAACCCUGUCAUGGAUCAUACUUGGUACCUGAGAACUUCCAGCAGAGGAACAUCCAACUCAUCCAAUCCAUCAAGGAAUUCCUUCACAGCGAUGAGUCCAAGUUCAACAAGUUUAAAACUCAUUCUGGGCAGUUCAGGCAGGGGCUGAUCUCUGCAGCACAGUACUACAAGAGCUGCCGAGAACUGCUGGGAGAGAACUUCAGGAAGAUCUUUAACGAGUUGCUGGUGCUGCUGCCAGACACAGGGAAGCAGCAGGAACUGCUCUCUGCUCACAAUGACUUCAGGCUCAAGGAAAAACAAAGCUCCAACAAAGCCAAAAAGAACAGAAAGAAUGUGUGGCAGACAGACUCCCACUCGGACCUCGACUGCUGCAUCUGCCCCACAUGUCAGCAGGUGCUGACCCAGCAGGAUGUGGCCACCCACAAAGCUUUGCAUAUUGAGGAUGAGGAGUUCCCUUCCUUACAGGCAAUCAGCAGGAUCAUCAGUUAG
Molecule: messenger RNA, 2442 nt
Organism: Acanthisitta chloris (rifleman)
Lineage: Eukaryota; Metazoa; Chordata; Aves; Passeriformes; Acanthisittidae
Gene: ZNF598
Product: zinc finger protein 598
Exons: 11
Biological process (GO): rescue of stalled cytosolic ribosome; protein ubiquitination
Molecular function (GO): ubiquitin protein ligase activity; ribosome binding
Source: RefSeq, a predicted model, not a curated record